Molecule: messenger RNA, 1277 nt
Organism: Chara braunii
Lineage: Eukaryota; Viridiplantae; Streptophyta; Charophyceae; Charales; Characeae
Source: the annotation of a GenBank genome assembly
AGCCGAUGAGCGAGGGGGCAGGGGGAAGCUGAGUCAGGAAGAAUCUCUUUACGUAAGGAGGGGGAGGACAUAUCUUCCGAGGGAAGGCAGAUCAUGGCAGACAUGGAAGCAGAGGUCCCGGGAGGGGAGCUCCGCCCGACACUGCCGACAAGUUUUUGGGCAAUGGAGGGGCAGGCGAGGGAAUCCAUUGGACAAAGCUAUGACGAGGGAGUGAUGCAAAUCAACCCGAAUUUUGGAAAGGUGGUGAUUGACGCGAAGGGGAAGAGAUUCAAAGUGAACGAGUCGUUGGAUGAGAUCAAGGAGAGGUGGUUAAAGGAGAGAACGGUCAUCGUAGUCUUUCAGGAUGAAUCUCGGAAUCUGACGAGAGGGGUUAAAGAAGAUCUGAUCAGGGCAUACGAGGAUGGGUGGAUGGCGAGAAGACUAUUUAAUCCAGAAGUAAGAAGGGGAAGGAUCACCUUUGAAGGUGCAAACGUAAUCUCUUACGUGGCAAAGGCACCUGAAGUAGCAGCGUGGAUGGUACGGAUAGCAGCGACGAACCUGAAUCUGAGAGGAGCGGAUUACCCGGUUACUUUUAAAUCCUGGAUGACAAAAUCAGAUCUGAAGGAAUUAAGAUUAAAGGAGGCUGAAACCAACUUCUGGAUCGUGGCACUCAGAGUGCCGUUGGAAGCAUUCUAUUAUCUGCCAUCAGCAGUGGAGGGGUUGAUUGGAGGGGUUAAAAAUAUGCACCCUCCAGAAGCAGAUCGCACGAGGCCAAAGUUGAUGAAUGUCAAGUUUGACAUGGACCCGCAAGCGAGGUUCCGAGUGGAUCACACCUUGGCAGUAGAAUCACCGAAACGGGAGAUCUGGAAAAUGGACGUGGCCACUCCUUGUAUAGAUUGGUGUAGGCGUUGCCGAUGGUACUUCCAUACGAAAGAUAUCUGCCCCAGGUCCUCACAGGGGGAAAGGACGGCGAGACAGUGGACGAACUCCCGUUUACCACGUCAGAACAGACCCCCCUCGAGACAGGAGGGAUUGACAGGGCAUGGUAAUCAUUCACAGGGGCAGGAGGGAAGACAGGCUCAACCAGAGGGAGAGCAACGGGGAGUUGAGAGAAGACAACAGGAGGCAGGACAGAUACGAGCACCAAGAGCUGCCUUGAGGGGCCUCACCGGAUCAGGCAAGGGUUCGCAGAGUGUACCAGCUGAGUAUCGAGCUUAACACUAACUCAAUAAUAGUCUGUUCUCGAGAUGGUGCACUAUCGCCCUCAGAGCGACAGUGUACACGAGCAUCCCCGAGUG